AUGUCUGAGUCAGAUGAUGUCCUGCUGAGAAUCAUUGAGGGUCAUAAAACCACCCUGAAAAAUAAGUAUGAGUUCUUAUAUGAAGGUGCCACACUGAAAGAAAACCAAACCCUCCUCAACAGCAUUUACACAGAGCUGUACAUCAUAGAGGGAGAGAAUGAAGGAGUGAAUGAGAAACAUGAGGUUUUACAGAUUGAAACAGCAUCCAGGACACGGGAUUCUCAAGAUAAACCAAUCAGCUGCAAUGACAUCUUCAAACCCUUGUCAACCAACCAAACUAAAGAGGACACAGAAAUCUUGUCUUGUCAGGAACCUGGAGGGGACAGACAAAAGCCACAAAUCAGAACUGUACUCACCAAGGGCAUCGCUGGAAUUGGAAAAACAGUUUCUGUGCACAAGUUCAUUCUGGACUGGGCAGAAGGAAAGACCAAUCAGGACAUUGAUUUCAUGUUGGUUCUUCCUUUCCGAGAGCUGAACUUGGUUAAAAAUAAUCAGUCCAGUCUUCAAGGACUCCUGCUAGAGUUUCACCCAGAGCUGAAAGACUUGGAUCCAAAGAAAUAUAAUGAUUGUAAAAUGCUGUUCAUCUUUGAUGGUUUUGAUGAGAGUCGACUUCAGCUAGAUUUUUCCGCGACGCGGUGUGAUGUGACCACAACAUCAUCAGUGAACAAACUGAUAUCAAACCUCAUUCAAGGAAAUCUUUUUCCAUCUGCACUCAUCUGGAUAACCUCCAGACCAGCAGCAGCCAAUCAGAUCUCCUCUCAGUUCAUCAGUCGUGUGACAGAAGUCCAAGGAUUCAGUGAUUCACAGAAAGAGGAAUACUUCAGAAAAAGAGUCAGUGAUGAGAGUCAAGCCAACAGAAUCAUCUCACACAUCAAGACAUCAGUGAGUCUCCACAUCAUGUGUCACAUCCCAGUGUUCUGCUGGAUUUCAGCCACUGUGCUUCAGCAAAUGCUGUCUCAAGACAAUGUUGAACAGAUCCCUAAAACUCUGACUGAAAUGUACACACACUUCCUGCUCAUUCAGACUACAAUGAAGAAUCAGAAAUAUCAGAAAGUUCAGACAGGCUCAAAGAAUCCUCUGGAAUCAAGCAAGGAGAUCUUUCUGAAACUUGCUAAACUGGCUUUUAAUCAGUUGCUGAGGGGCAAUAUCAUGUUUUAUAUUGAGGAUCUGAGAGAAUGUGGCAUUGAUGUGAGUGAGGCCACAGUGUACUCUGGGAUUUGUACUGAGAUCUUUAAGGAGGAAUCUAUGCUUCAUCAGAAGAAGGUCUACAGCUUUGUGCAUCUGAGUGUUCAAGAGUUCUUUGCUGCUCUCUAUGUGUUUUACUGCUAUGUAAACAAGAACAUGGAGGAACUGCAGUAUUUUAUGCCAACAGAGAUCAAUGCAUCAGACAGCACAUUCAUGAAGGCACUGAACUCUUUUCUCUCCAGACAAUGGGUAAAAAAUGUUCCAUUGGUUGAGUUGCUGAAGGGAGCUGUGGAUAAAUCUUUGGAGAGUAAGGAUGGACGUCUCGAUCUGUUUGUCCGCUUCCUUCAUGGCAUCUCACUGGAGUCCAACCAGAAACUCCUACAAGGCCUGCUGACACACACACAGAACAACCAGGAGAGCAUCGUGGAUAUAAGCCGUUACAUCAAAGAGUUAAAUAAAGAUGGUGUCCCACCUGAGAGAUGGAUCAAUCUACUGCACUGCUUGACUGAAAUGAAUGAUCGCUCUCUCCACGAAGAAAUUCAAGCUUUUGUCAAGUCUGAGAAUUACAGAACCAAACUCUCACUUGCACACUGCACAGCACUGGCCUACAUGUUUCUGAUGUCAGAGGAGGUGCUGGAUGAGUUUGACCUGAUGAAAUACAACACAUCAGAUGAGGGUCGUAGGAGACUGCUCCCAGCUGUGAGGUGCUGCAGAAAAGCUCUUGUGAACGAUGGCGAUCUCACACUGGACCCAAACACAGCAAACACACACCUCUCUCUGUCUGAGGGGAACAGAAAGGUGACAUAUGUGAGAGAGAAACAGUCGUAUCCUAAACAUCCAGAGAGAUUUGAUGACUGGGAUCAGGUCAUGUGUAGAGAGAGUCUGACUGGACGCUGUUACUGGGAGACUGGGUGGAGUGGAGAUUAUGCUGUUAUAUCAGUGACAUAUAAAGGAAUCAGGAGGAAAGGAGAGAGUGUUGACUGUAGGUUUGGAUUCAAUGAAAAGUCCUGGAGUCUGGGGUGCUACAGUAACAGUUACUCUGCCCGUCACAAUAAACAGUUCACUGACAUACCUGCCCCCCCCUCACACACACACAGAGUAGGAGUGUAUCUGGACUGGUCAUCUGGAACUGUGUCCUUCUACAGCGUCUCCUCUGACACACACAUACUCACACACAUACACACAUUCCGCUCCACAUUCACUCAACCCCUCUAUGCAGGGUUUAGAGUUUAUGACUCAGUGUCUCUGUGUCAGAUAAAAUAA
Messenger RNA from Chanos chanos (milkfish), 2448 nucleotides. RefSeq names its product NLR family CARD domain-containing protein 3-like. NCBI's taxonomy places the organism in Eukaryota, Metazoa, Chordata, Actinopteri, Gonorynchiformes, Chanidae. Gene Ontology annotation, molecular function: protein binding. The transcript is spliced from 3 exons. The coding region runs from base 1 to 2448 and encodes 815 amino acids. The record is from RefSeq and is a predicted model, not a curated record.